CCGUCCGCUCGCCAUAUAACUCUCCGUCUCUGUUAUCAGGCGUGCGACGCGUUGUUGUUGUGCGUGCGUGACCGAUCGCGUCCAUUUACCCCGUGUGUCCCCGAGACGCGAUAUCAUCAUCAUCAUCAUCGUAUACAUAUAUAUAUACACAUUAUCCGCCGACCACCGUACACAUACGCUCGCUCAGACGAACACACACACGCGAACGCGCGCGCGCAUACGGGAACCUUUUUUUUCGUUACAAGAGAUAUAGUAAAUUUUUUUCCCGUUGAAAAUUAAGCGAAAACCAUGAGCAUUACCGUUGCGGUGAACGCGACCGACGGCGCGAACGGGCCGCAAGCGGCCGUCUGUCAGUCGGCGGCGCAACACAACAAUUGCGGCGACUACAACGGUACCAGCGAUGGCGGCGGCGGCGACGGCGGCAUCGGCAUCGACGGCGGCGGACUCGGCGUCGGCAGCGUCAACGGAGACGCGCCUGUCGUGUUAAACAACGAGAGAAAGGACCAACGGCUUGAAAAAGAUUGUAGAAAUCUUUUAAAUCAAAAAGACAAGGAUUGUUGCUAUAACUUAAGUGAUUUUAUUAGGAAUAAAGAUUUAAAUGAAGAAAAUGAAGUCCAAAAAUGGGAAACAAAAUGGAAUUCUCUUAUGUCUUAUAUUCGUACAGUAUAUCGAAUGGCUAUGGAUGGUGUUGAGGUCGAACGCUAUCCCCCUCAUAAUAUAUUUAAAGAAGCUGCUUACGAAUCUAAAAGUUGUGAUUCUUAUCAUGUAUUUCAAAAUGUUGAAAACCUAGUUAUGGAAUUUGUAUUAGAAGCAAGGUCUAGGCAAGUGCAAAUACUAGAAAAAAAGAAUAAAGAAACACCAGAAAUGCCUCAAGUCUUUGUAUUUUGUUUAUUAGACAGCUAUCGAAGAUUAAUGGCUGCUACUGAUCAUUUAAAAGAUGUUAUUAAACCUAUUGAAGAAUAUCAUUUAUCAAAAUUUAACUUAUCUUGGCGAAUGAUGAAUCAAUAUUUGUAUCACAGUCGACUUUAUGCUGAUAGAACGAUAUAUCAUCUUGUUACUACAUUUAUAGAACAAAUUUUAUCAGUACCGAUGUUGUCAAAGUCUUUAUUGAGUGCUAGUUUAAUCCAUGAUUAUACAAAAUUUGUUAAGGAGGUAAAACUUAAUAUAUCAGAAUGGGCAGAAGCAAGAACAUGUAUUCAUAACAUCAAAUGUAAUGAAGUUUGGGCUAUGGGUGCAAAAAAAUAUAAAGAUACUAUGUUGAAAGAAGAAAAUGGUUUGUUUUCUUCAUCACUGCCACCAAAUGAUGAGUUUGUAAUAGAUCUUAGUAUCCCAACUCCACCUCAAUCACCUGCACCUGAGUAUCAGGAAAGAGCAGAUAAUGAUAAUUGUGAAGAUAUAGAUGAUGAUGGUGUUUCUAAUUUUUGUGACUGCAUACAUACUGUGGAAACCCGAAAAAAUUCCUCUGUAGAUUUUGAUCAGUAUACACAGAAUGGAAAAUGUAAUAAUUUACAAGAAGCUGAAGAAAUUAAUUCAAUUACUUUUUCAUAUUCUAAUAUGAAAGAAAAAAUGCUAUGUUUUUAUAGUGGCGAAACAUUUAAUGAUGAAGAUGAAAAGCCAGUAUUAAAGAGAAAUAUAACUAAAAAUCUUGGGAAAAAGGUACUUAAUUCAGAUGCUCAAAUCAAGUCGAAACCUGUGGUUAAUGUAAAAUGCCCAUCAACCAUAGACAGAAAUGUAACAUGUAAAGUAGAAAUAGAACAGUUACCUAAAAGACGACACCCAUAUCCACAAGUAAAUAAACCUACAGAACCAACAGUUAAACAAAACAAUCGUCCAGUCCAUGGUCAUUCAUGCCAUAAACAUACUGAACAUGCAAAACGAAUGCAUCAUCAUGAUGAAAUAUCUGAAUGUAGUUCAGGCCGAUCAAGUCAAGAUGACAGUUGCUCAGAACGUUCUUCUUCAAGUCCGAGGCAAUGUGACUGUUGUUAUUGUGAAGUUUUUGGCCAUGGAGUUCCUUCUGUUGCACCAGUUAGUCGUAAUUAUCAAGAAAUGAGAGACCGAUUAAGAAACCUUUAUUUAUUAAAAAAAGCCAAACAAACGGGUGAACUCAGAUUAAAAACAAAAGAACCGAAUGUGCAUAGACCCCUUCCUGUUCAUCCACCUAAAAAUCUUCCUCAAUCAGUAGCUGAUAAAAAUGGUGCUGUUAGCGGAGUUCAACAACAAAAAGUAGAGCCAUUAAUUGUAACCAAAGUAACCAUUAAUGAAAAAAUGAAAUGCAAUAGUGAAAAUGUACCCGAAAAAUUUCUAAAAGAAUUAUCUGAAAAGCCUAUAGAUGAAAUAGUCAAUUUCAUUGAAGGAAAUAAAGCAAUUAAUGAAAAAAGAGCUGCAAAAAAAGCUAGACGCAGAGAAAAAAAAGAGGAAAUGGAGAGAAUAAAAAAAGAAGAAGAAGAGGCUGAACGUAAAAGAAUUGAAGAAGAACGUAAAAAACAAGAAAUAGAAAGACUGAAGCGCGAGGAAGCGUUAAAAAAAGAAAAGAAAAAAGGUAAAAAUCAAAACAAACAGCAAAAACAGAGUCAGCAACAAAAGCAAGUUACUAAUUCUAAGACACAGCAAGUAACCAAACAACAAGUACAGCAAAAUACUCAAUCUUCUAAAAAGAAAAACAAACAAUCUCAAGGAAAUGGCAAUAAAGAAAAUAUAUCAACUAAAUUAGAUGAUAAAUCUAAAAAAGAUAUUGUAGAUAGUGCCAAAAUGGUAACAAUAAAGAGAGAUUCAGAUAGUUCUAAAGUAACCAUUACUUUUAGAGGAGCAGUUGGUGACGAUGUUUUGUGUACUUUAUACGACAAUGAAGCUGUUAAAGCAAUUCAGAGAUUAUGUGAUAAUAGUAAACAGCCUCAAAAUAGUACAGAAGAAAAACCCAUUAAAAAGAGAAGUAGAAAUCGUAAAAAGAAACAAACUGAACCUGAAACUCAACAACCUGAAACUCAACCUAAUUCAAAACCAGUAGAAAGUGUUUUAAUCACUAAUAAAAACGCACCAAAGUUACCAUCAAAUAUGAAAUGGUAUUGUUCGCCAGAUGUCAACAUUACACCAGUGCCAAAUACUUCAAAUUCUGUUCAGCAAAAACCUAACACAGUGUUAAUAAAACGAAGUAAUAAUAAUCAAGUAUUCACACGCCCUUUACCACCACCAUCACAACCAAUGCCACUUACAAGUCCAACUGCUAUACAAAUAAACGAAGCUGUUAAUAAAAUAUCUUCAUCGUCUGCUCCUAUUGAUAUUGAAAAAUUACAGUUACCUCCUGGAAUUACUAUAACUAAACUUGACCCUUGUGAUUAUAAACCGCCAAGAGAUAUUCAACAAUCAACUGAAAAGUCUAAACCUGCAUCAACAUCACAACAAUUUCCAUUUGCCUCGCCUGCUGCAUUGUCACCUUUUACUAUGCAGCAAAAUGCUCAAAAUAAUGUUGUGGUUGUUAAGACUGAUGGUUAUGAUUAUGAAGGAUCUACAGAAUGGAGUGGUGCAGCAAGUAAACGUCAUAGACGCCGUAAGAAAAUCAAUGGAGGGCCUUUAGAUGACACGAACUCAGAAAAUAUUCAACCUGGUUUUACAAUAACUCAAAAAUCAUCAACAAGAGAUCCAUGUAGUGAAGAAGGUAAGACCAUCGCUGGACAAAUACCAACUAACACACCACGAACUAUGCCGUUGCCAGUGAUUAUUCAAAGGCAUGGUGGUAUGGUUACUAUAAGAAAUCCACUGUACCAGCGCAAUGAUGAUGCCAUUCUGACAGAAAAUAAAGACUUACAAGUUAACGGUGGCGACGACGACAACGCUAAUCCAUCUGGUAAGCGGAGACGUCGUCGCCGGCGGGUUAAGGGCGGCUCCAAACAGACGGAUGUUGAGGAAAGCGUGUUCGAGCCAAAAGACAUAGACCUGGAGGAUGGAGAGAUGGAUGAUGAUGAACGAGAAUUAGAAGCAUUUAAGCGGUUUUGCUUGCAGUCAGUGCCGCCACAGCGCAAAGAAAAGGUACACCUGAACAUCAAGGACAUAGUUUUGAAGAAAAAGAGUACCGCCGCGGCAGCAGCUGCUGCAGUCGGGUGUGUGUAACAUUACAUUUUAUCACUCCUUUCAUAUACGUUGUGUUCUUUAGAUCCCUCAUUAUUUUUCAUAUUCAACUGUAAGUCUUGCAGUGUUUCAUUGUCUCUCUUUUGAAAAACCUAUUUUCCUUUUUUUUUAUAUGUCUGACGUGAUUCGUAUUUUAAGUUAAACUUACAAUUUAAGUAAUUUUUAGACCCAGACUUAACUUAUAAGUAUUUUUUUUUUUAAUGUUACUAUGCAUGAUAUAAUUUGUGCUAUAUCAGUGAAUGUUUCAAACAAUUGAUGUAGAACCAAAACCAUUGAGCACAUUUAAAAUGAUUGUAUAAUAUUAUAAUAAAUGGUAUUUGAAUAUAUACGUAUAUAUAUAUAUUAUAUAUAUAUACAUACAUAUGUAUAAUAUUACAUACAUCAGCGCCUGUUAUUAGUAUUAAUGUUAAAAGUCAACAAAUAAGAAAAUAAAUUUGGUGUACAUAUAUUUAAAAUA
This is a messenger RNA of Aphis gossypii (cotton aphid), 4579 nucleotides long. RefSeq lists its product as uncharacterized. The record is from RefSeq and is a predicted model, not a curated record. The coding region runs from base 289 to 4104 and encodes 1271 amino acids. The transcript is spliced from 17 exons. Lineage: Eukaryota; Metazoa; Arthropoda; Insecta; Hemiptera; Aphididae. Gene Ontology annotation, cellular component: cytoplasm; nucleus.